AUGCCUUCCGUCGCUACCGCCCUGCGAGUGCGCCUUGCCGAUUGCGGAGAAAAGGUCCCCGUAGUCACGGGCUUCUUUGGAAAUGUUCCCGGAAGCCUCAUCGAUGGAGACAUUGGCCGUGGCUACACGGAUCUGUGCUCCGCCCUGUGCGCUGUUGCCAUCAAAGCUGAUGAACUCCAAGUGUGGAAAGAAGUCGACGGCAUCUUCACCGCCGACCCUUCCAAGGUCCCCACCGCGCGGCUUCUCCACAGCAUCACGCCCUCCGAAGCGGCUGAGCUCACCUUUUAUGGCUCCGAGAAUGUAAAGAACCCUAGGGGCAGUGGAACCAUUGUGCUGCCGGAUAAAGUUCAGUCAGCAGGACAGCCAAUCCAGCAGGUCAACGGCUACAAGCCUCCACCACCUUCCAAGGGCAAUACCCCCAAGCGACCCACUGCGGUCACCAUCAAGGACAAAAUCUCCGUCAUCAACGUUCACUCUAACAAGAGGUCCCUCUCUCACGGCUUCUUCGCUCGGGUCUUUUCCAUACUACACGCCCGCCGCGUCUCCGUCGACCUCAUCUCCACGAGUGAAGUGCACGUUUCUAUGGCCAUCCACUCUCCCAGCAGCGAGAGCAAGAUUCUCAGGCAAGCGGCAGAGGAGCUAGGAGAGUGCGGUGACGUUAGCGUUCUUCACAACAUGACCAUCCUUAGCCUUGUCGGCGCUGAUAUGAAGGACAUGGUCGGCAUCGCGGGCAAGAUGUUUUCCACUCUUGGUGACCACAACGUGAACAUUGAGAUGAUCUCCCAAGGUGCGAGUGAGAUCAACAUUUCAUGCGUCAUCGAGGCAAAGGAUGCUACUCGGGCGAUGAACAUCCUUCAUACUCACCUUUUUACCUUCCUUGAGUAA
Parascedosporium putredinis is the source of this 885-nucleotide messenger RNA. The record is from the annotation of a GenBank genome assembly. NCBI's taxonomy places the organism in Eukaryota, Fungi, Ascomycota, Sordariomycetes, Microascales, Microascaceae.